Molecule: messenger RNA, 1056 nt
Organism: Colletotrichum phormii
Lineage: Eukaryota; Fungi; Ascomycota; Sordariomycetes; Glomerellales; Glomerellaceae
Exons: 1
Coding region: 85-609 (174 amino acids)
Source: RefSeq, a predicted model, not a curated record
GAGGUUCGUUUCUAGUCUUUGGAUUGUGUUGUUCAAAGGAGUCGAAUAUCGGUGUUACCGUUGUCUUCCGAUCCUCAACAACGCAUGCCACGAAUCCAAUGGCACUUUUUGCAACCUUAUCAUCCAGGGAAAACAGGCCAGUCAUUUUUGGCUCCGUGUUUGACAGUCGCGAGAAGCAAAUACUUUCUCCAAUGUCUUAUCAAACGGCUUCGUUCUGCUGGUCAUGACGCAAGGAGAAACGGUAUCACGGUCUCAAUUACCUCUCAAUGCCAGUCAGAGUUGCGGGGAUCACAAUCCCGGUGUGAGAUACGCAGCAUUCCUCGCAUCUUCUUCCCUCGAUGCGCUCUGGUCCAUCGCGAGGAACAUUGUCUUGCUUCAGACCUCCCUCUGUACGCAUGGGUUUCUCAUUUCCGAUCCAGCGACGAGGCGCCAUCGGCUCCGGCCGAACAUAGUCUCACGGAUAAUCCGUUUCUCUAUCUACCUAUGACGCAGAUAGGUGAUGGUGAUGGACGCAGUAUCUAUGGCAGGCCUGACUCUGUUGCCAGGUGUACGGAUGGCCGCAGUCAAAGCUGCAGAGACCCGGCAUUUGAGGCUGUUGAUCAGAGUUGAGCGGCCCGCACCAGUUCGUCCGAAUGAUCUGCGUGCACGCUUGUCACGUCUAGUUUGACAGCUCAAACUCUACUCAAGGCUGGAGUCUAAGUCAAACGGCACGAUCGACGUUGAUGGACAGUGGCGAUAUACGUUAGCAGCCAAGGUUGAAGAAACAUGACGGCUUCAAAUCGCAUUUUCUCGUGACAUUUUCUCGUGGGACUUUCCCAUCCUUCUCCUCUGCCCCCUCUAUUAAUAUCUUUGACAACCGCAUCCUUCUUCACUGCCGGCAGACCAGAUCGUCGCUCACAUCAGCUUAAGAAAGCCCGCAAGCGUGGGAUGCACCCACUCGUGCGACUGCACUUCAGCCUGUCUUACACUCCUCCGGCCAUCACCAGAGACAGACCAGAGGCUUAUUUUUGGUCGACCAGCACACCGGCUGAACAAGCGAAUGCACGUAGUAUGUAG